AUGGCAGAAGUCUCUCCAGAGCAGCUUAACUCCCUGAGAGGACAAGCCCACCUUUUCACCCAACAAUCACCCGCAGCCCCCGCCAAGCAAUCGCAAGAAGGCGACUCAGCCCUACCGAAAGGCGUUGUCCUAGACAAAGAUGGCAAACCCUGCCGAACCUGCACCUCCGUCUCCUCAUGGCGCGCCUUGACAAAGCAAGCCAAAGCCGACUCUCCAUCUUCAAGCGCAAGCACAAACUCAAGCGCUGCAACCUCAACAACAGCCCCCACAGUCCCCCUCGCUGCACCGGCCUCUUCUUCCGCACCCUCUAUCCCCGCAGACUGCCCGCCCGAUGUUGAAGCGCUGGGCCGUUCUACCUGGACUCUCCUGCACACGAUGGCAGCGACGUACCCCGAAAAGGCAGACACGCAACAGCAAUCUGAUAUGCAGGGAUUCUUGAGUCUGUUCUCAAAACUCUACCCCUGCUGGGUAUGCGCGGAUGAUUUCAAGUCGUGGAUGGCGCACCCGAGUGGACGGAAUAAGCCGAAGGUGGGCGGGCGUGCGGAGUUUGGGUGGUGGAUGUGCGAGGCGCAUAAUGAGGUCAAUCGCAAGCUGGGGAAGAAGGAGUUUGAUUGUCGCUUCUGGGAGGAGAGGUGGCGGAGUGGAUGGAAGGAUGGGAGGUGUGAUUAG
Molecule: messenger RNA, 669 nt
Organism: Penicillium verhagenii
Lineage: Eukaryota; Fungi; Ascomycota; Eurotiomycetes; Eurotiales; Aspergillaceae
Product: flavin-linked sulfhydryl oxidase
Exons: 2
Coding region: 1-669 (222 amino acids)
Cellular component (GO): mitochondrion
Molecular function (GO): flavin adenine dinucleotide binding; flavin-dependent sulfhydryl oxidase activity
Source: RefSeq, a predicted model, not a curated record